UAAACGAUUGGACCUCGGUUUAAUUUAAAGGGCACACAAAUGCUGUGCUGAAACUAUUUACACUAGGCAAACUACAAAAGUGACAUCAAAAUAGUUACAGGGCCGUUAAUUUACUCGUUCAAUUAAUUAGUUAAUAUUUUCUUUAUUUUAUUGUUAUGUCCCUGUAAGGAAAACAGAGUGUAACCGCUAAAUAUUCCCCCAAACACUGUAAUGUUCCUGGUGUAUGUAAUUUCCCCCCUUUAAAAACACGAAUGUGACUUAAUACACAUGAGUCUGCUAUUUAAUUUUCACGUAUUUUGUAUUUAUUCACGCCAGAAAAGUAUUCAGUGUCGUAUAUUUACGUUUCUUCGCCCAAUAAGUUAAUGUAAAGUCAAACAAAUAAGUGACGAGUCCAAGAGAUACAAAUACACUAAAACGCUGGGGCUAAAAUGUGAAGCUAUAGAUUUAUCCUUCAUAGUUGUUAUAUUUAUUUGAGUAUUCAGGGGAGGCUUGAAUGUGAAAAAGCUAUAUACGUCAUCUGCAUUCUGCUUUUCAGACAUGGAACCAUUUGCGUGUUCGCUCUCGUCUUUACACGGAUUGUUUACGGUAACGGUCAAAAUAAUGAGUGUUUACCUGGUUGUCUUUGUAGUAUUGUCCUAUCUGCUUUUGAUAAAAUGCAUAUAUUAUUGGCAUCGGCGAUUGUUUAUGAAGUCGUUUAAAGACGUAUUGAACGCUGAUAUCCGGACUCUGAUUGUGACUGCACACCCGGAUGAUGAGUGUAUGUUCUUCGCGCCAACGAUUAUAAGACUGGUUGAAUUAAAAGCGGACGUUCAUCUCCUCUGUUUGUCUGAAGGAAACUACUACAAUCAAGGAGCUCUGCGUAAACAGGAACUUCUCAACAGCUGUGCUGUGUUGGGGAUACCUGACUCCAGAGUCACCAUAAAAGACCACAAAAAACUUCCCGACGAUCCCAAAGCAGAAUGGAGCGUCUCACUGGUCUCUUCUCUUAUUCUGGACCACAUCCGGGAUCACUCCUUUAACAUGGUGCUGACCUUCGAUGGAAGAGGCGUGAGCGGCCACGCCAAUCACAGAGCCAUCCAUAAAGCUGUCAGCCAUCUCGCCUCCACUGGACGAAUACCAGACGGCUACUGUUUGCUCUCCUUGCAGACCGUUGGGCUCUUCAGGAAAUACAUCUCCUUCCUGGAGCUUCCCGUCAGCUGGCUGCUGCCCUCGAGUCUCAGCUGUGUUAUCGGCUCUCAGGGCUACGUACGAGCCAGGGAGGCCAUGUUCUGCCAUCGCUCUCAGCUCCUGUGGUUUCGUCACCUCUACGUCUUUUUCUCUCGGUACAUGUUCAUAAACACUUUCCAGACGAUCCCACAAGGACCCAAGAAUCUGAAGAUUUACUGAAUCAUCUCACCGUCACACACUGAUUGUUACACUGAUCCCUGUUACUGUGUCCUACGGUUUGUCUGAUGAAUACUGCGGGAGGAUGGAACAAAAAAAAAACAUUUUGUAAUGAAAACAGUCAAAGUUUAGAACGUUUCAAUACCACUAAUUUGACGUUUUUAAAGCUUUUUUUCACCAGCGUUUCCGCUCUUUUGAAAGUGGACCUUUUGUCACAUAAAAUGGUCUUAAAAUCCAUGAAGUUAGCUCGACCACAAGAGCUGACUGUCUCACUGUGAGGCAUCUAGAACUACUACUAGUAGAACUACUAAACUGUAGUGUGAGUGAAUGUAGUGGCUGUUUACACAUGGUCGAAGCUGAUUUGCUCACAGGGAACAAAGAUUUCUUACAAGCCCUUUUCAGACUGCUUUCUACACAAAAGUGCCGUAACUAAGCUCAGCCGUCAUCACAAAUUCAUAUUGGUUCUGCAGCAGCGUCAUAUUCUCGUCCCAGUCUGUGAGGUCACAUUGCAUUUCGCUGUUGUAGAAGCAGAGAGCACAGCGGGAGCUCCACAUACACACACAGUCAGACAUGCACACACACAAAGCGCUGCACUCCCCCGUGGACUCAGCUGAUCUGGUCUCCUGGUGCGUUCCAUUUGAUCUCGGAAGUCGGAAUCUGUGUUACCGCUCUGAUACGUCAUCAGGAACGCCCCCUUAAUUCAGAAUUCUGACAUGUAAACUCUGAGAACCUUCAGUAGCCCGAGUUCAAAUCCAACAUGGCCGCUCUGCUCGGUGCAUCAACAGUAACAAUAAACAUUUAACAUUUCUGUUUAUCAGAAGAUUAGUUUCUCUUUUAGUGUCAUUAAAUCGAUCACACCGAUAGUAUCAUGUAAGUUCUAUCUAUGAACAUGUUGUCAUGUAAUGUUUGUGCACAAACAUAUCGUCUGGUAAAAGCGAACAUGUCAAAGGUACUCCUGGAAGCGUCCAUGUUGCUUGUCUAAUUUGCUUCAACGCGGCUCUGACAUCAGAGGUAAAUGGAACGCACCGUUAGCCCCCGCCUCUGUUACUACCUCUGAAGGUGGCACAGAGGAGGGAUCACUCCCCCCCCCCCCCCCCCCCCCCAUAACGCUUCUGCAGCAUUCACAUUGAAUGUGGAACGUCACGGGGUGUAAAUAUCGCGUCUCAAAGUGAACAGUCUGAACAGGGAACAGGGCCAGCUAAAGCAGCCUGGAGAUAUUUUCUCUACUUUUGAUAAUGAAGCUGACAGAAACUUGUAAACGUGACAGAGAAGCUUUUUAUUGUCUUCAGUCGUGACACUGUAAAGAUGAACCAACACUAAUGAUUGUUGAAAUGACCAUUUACCAUGUCUCUGAUGUCCUGCUGAUUAAAAUAUGUUUGAUUCUCUAUCA
This is a messenger RNA of Labrus mixtus (cuckoo wrasse), 2773 nucleotides long. It is a transcript of the gene pigl, whose product is annotated as phosphatidylinositol glycan anchor biosynthesis, class L. Gene Ontology annotation, cellular component: endoplasmic reticulum. Gene Ontology annotation, biological process: GPI anchor biosynthetic process. Gene Ontology annotation, molecular function: N-acetylglucosaminylphosphatidylinositol deacetylase activity. Lineage: Eukaryota; Metazoa; Chordata; Actinopteri; Labriformes; Labridae. The transcript has 7 exons. The coding region runs from base 538 to 1386 and encodes 282 amino acids. The record is from RefSeq and is a predicted model, not a curated record.